UAUUUUAUGCCAAUACCUCGGGAAACAAGCAAAAUCAUCACGAAAAAAAAUAUCACAAGUCUAAAUUUAAAUUAGAAAACAAACUGUUCACAUUCCAAUUCUAAACAGAACAAAACGUUCAGCAGAAGACAUUCACCCUGAGGCAACACGGAGAAGACAAGUGACUCUCUGAGGCAAAGAGCUGCUAAUUAGACAAUUACAGGAGACAACACUUGGUUUAGCAGAUACUUGCAUCUCCAAGGAAUUGAGACAAGGCCUAAUUUAACAAAGAUCAGAAAGAAGGUCUCCUAGAUAAAACAACAGACUAGCCUGUGGGAGAAAGAUUCAAUCUGCCUGAACCUCCAGAGGAAUUAAAAGGAGGGACUACCUAUAAAACCUAGAUUGUUCCGGUAAGGAGAUCCUCUCAGCUGAAUGUAACCUGAGACAGUAGAAAGAUAUUCACUGCCAGGGGGGUAUGAGAAGAAUCCACAGCAAGUCAGAUGGAUGAGGCGAAGCAGACAUAACACCUCUUCGAUUUAAUCUCCAAGCAGAGAUUUCAACAAGUAAACGAAAUGGGUGAAGAAAGCUUGAGGAAAAGAAAAGGAGGGGACGAUGGAGAAGAGGAUGGACAGUCCAUUCAGAGUCAUGAACCCCAAACGAUGAACCUACAAAAGCAGGUGGGCCUCAUCAGUGGAAUCUGUAUGAUUGUUGGUACAAUUAUUGGCUCAGGUAUCUUUGUUUCUCCAAAAUCAGUACUUGCCAAUGUUGGAGCUGUGGGUCCUUCUUUAAUCAUCUGGGCAGCCUGUGGAGUUCUUGCAACAUUAGGGGCACUUUGUUUUGCUGAGCUUGGUACAAUGAUCACAAAAUCCGGGGGAGAAUAUCCUUACCUUAUGGAAGCAUUUGGCCCAAUUCCAGCAUUUUUGUUUUCUUGGACAAGCUUACUUGUCACAAAACCCAGUUCAUUUGCAAUCAUUUGUCUCAGCUUUGCGGAAUAUGCAUCAGCUCCUUUUUAUCCGGGUUGUGAUCCACCCCAAGUUGUCAUCAAGUGUCUUGCAGCAGCUGCCAUUGUGGUAAUUACAAUAGUCAAUUCACUGAGCGUGAAGCUGGGAAGCUAUCUCCAGAAUUUUCUCACAGCUGCUAAGAUGAUCAUUGUCACAAUCAUUAUUAUAAGUGGAAUUGUUCUCCUUGCACAAGGAAAAACUGAAAACUUCAAAGAUUCUUUCAAGGACAGUAAAAUUUCUGUUAGUUCUAUUGGUCUGGCAUUUUAUAAUGGACUUUGGGCAUAUGAUGGAUGGAACCAACUCAAUUACAUCACAGAAGAACUUAAAAAUCCUUACAGAAAUCUACCGCUAUCUAUAAUUAUUGGAAUCCCCUUGGUUACAGUUUGUUACGUUCUGAUAAACAUUUCAUAUUUCACCGUAAUGACUUCAACAGAACUCCUGCAGUCCCAGGCAGUUGCUGUGACAUUCGGAGAUAGAGUCCUUUAUCCAGCUUCUUGGAUAGUUCCUCUCUUUGUGGCCUUUUCUACAAUUGGAUCUGCCAAUGGGACCUGUUUUACUGCAGGCAGACUUGUUUACGUUGCAGGUCGUGAAGGGCACAUGCUAAAGGUGCUAUCUUACAUCAGUGUUAAGCGUUUAACACCAGCACCUGCUAUCAUAUUUUAUGGGGCCAUUGCUAUUAUUUAUAUUAUCCCUGGUGACAUUGAUACACUUAUAAAUUAUUUUAGUUUCGCAGUCUGGCUGUUUUAUGGUUUAACUGUACUUGCACUCAUUGUUAUGAGGUUUACAAGAAAGGAACUCAGGAGACCAAUCAGGAUACCAAUCAUCAUUCCAGUCAUAGUGACAUUAGUCUCCAUUUUACUGGUAUUGGCACCAAUCAUCAGUGCACCGGAAUUGGCCUAUUUGUACUGUGUUUUAUUUAUACUUAGUGGACUUAUAGUUUAUGUACUUUUUGUCCACUUUAAAUUCAACUGGCCCCAAAAAAUAUCAAAGCCCAUCACUAUGCACCUUCAGAUGCUUUUGGAAGUUGUUCCAGCAGAGGAAGCUGCUGAGUAAAAUAUUUUAUAUGCACCAGUUUGGUUUUAAGUGCCAUACAGGUUGAAGGAGAUUCAGUUGAGUUUGGCACACAUUUAUACUUUCUAAAUUGUUAUGUUAAUAUUGAUGUAUUAUUUUUGCAACACUUUAGUACUUGAAAAAUGUUCAAUAUAAAAAAGAUUUCUGAGCCA
Phalacrocorax carbo (great cormorant) is the source of this 2203-nucleotide messenger RNA. NCBI's taxonomy places the organism in Eukaryota, Metazoa, Chordata, Aves, Suliformes, Phalacrocoracidae. The record is from RefSeq and is a predicted model, not a curated record.